GAGGGGAGGGCUGUGGGAUUCUUCCUUAGCUUUCAGCUCCAACAAGACGCAGUUAACAGUAAUAACUACUUUAUGCGAUUAUAACCCAAACUCACAGGAAGAUACAUUUGUUUAAAUAAUCAUUUUAAUGGCAACGAGUGUAGGACUGGCCAUGAAUCCGCCGCAUACGACAGACGAAAGGGCGGUUUUCACGCAGCUGAAGCCGGUGAGGAUGUCGGGAGCGGACGGCUCUGAGGACACGUCCGUGUUUGAGGACGUCAAACCCGCGACUCAACUAGAGUUGGACAAAUACCUCCCCCAGGUCAACAGUCCUCUUUUGAGUCUCUCGGCCGACACUGGUGACAAGAAAUACAGACGAGAGAGCGCCUCCGUGGUCGACGAGUACUUCUCGGAGGACAAACCUAAUGCCCCUUACAGCCUCAACAUCAACGUCAUCCUUCCCAGCACCACUCACCUCCGCACAGGCCUCUACCGGCCUAACACCAAGACCCUCACGCCACAGCAGAUCAAGACAGAACCCGGGCUGGAGGUCCCCUGCUCCAUCCCCACCACCCAGGCCCUGCCAGACUUCACCUCCGUCUUCAGUGUGCCGCCUGUCGUCAACAACGUUUUUAUCAAACCAGACAUGAGCUCUGGAGGAGUAGUGAGUGUGUCCGCAGCACAGCAGCAGCAACAGCAGCAGCCACAUUUGGACACAGAGCUUCACAUCGGCCCUCCUGCCCCCCAGCAGCAGGUCUACCACAUGCCCAUCACCAGCUGUGCUGACCUCACCAUGACUCUGUCCCAUACCAGUCCGUCUGCACAUGGCUCCACCGGUACUAGGACCAUGCUGAACCUCGGCGGCGUUGCAUUGCCAACAUCCAACGGCAACUACAUGAUGGCAGAACACCACCUGCACCAUGGUUACUACCAGGCCUCUCCGACCAACUCAUCACAGCACACAGCGCCCCACAGUCUGCCACCCUCACCCCCAAACUCUCAGCCAGGGAGCCCAGACGGUCAGGCAGAGCUGCUCAGCUUAGCACCUCAACCUCCGCCUCCAUACCAGCAGCGUCUGGAUAAUAUAAAGGUGACAGGGUUGUCUCCACAUGCCUUGCUGAUGACACAUGGCCAGGGUGUCCUGACAGGUCCCAAAUACAACAGGCGGAACAACCCAGAGCUGGAGAAGAGGAGGAUCCACUUCUGUGACUACCCAGGCUGCACCAAAGUUUACACAAAGAGCUCUCAUCUGAAGGCACACCAAAGGACACACACAGGUGAGAAAACAGUUUUAUGUGACUUUAACUUAAAAUAGAUGCUGAC
Messenger RNA from Morone saxatilis (striped sea-bass), 1302 nucleotides. It is a transcript of the gene klf5l, whose product is annotated as Kruppel-like factor 5 like. The record is from RefSeq and is a predicted model, not a curated record. The coding region runs from base 128 to 1294 and encodes 388 amino acids. Gene Ontology annotation, molecular function: RNA polymerase II cis-regulatory region sequence-specific DNA binding; DNA-binding transcription factor activity, RNA polymerase II-specific. The transcript is spliced from 3 exons. NCBI's taxonomy places the organism in Eukaryota, Metazoa, Chordata, Actinopteri, Moronidae. Gene Ontology annotation, biological process: regulation of transcription by RNA polymerase II.